This is a messenger RNA of Manduca sexta (tobacco hornworm), 3081 nucleotides long. It is a transcript of the gene cry, whose product is annotated as cryptochrome-1. The transcript has 15 exons. Gene Ontology annotation, biological process: entrainment of circadian clock by photoperiod; circadian regulation of gene expression. The record is from RefSeq and is a predicted model, not a curated record. Gene Ontology annotation, molecular function: DNA binding; FAD binding. Lineage: Eukaryota; Metazoa; Arthropoda; Insecta; Lepidoptera; Sphingidae. Gene Ontology annotation, cellular component: cytoplasm; nucleus. Bases 469 to 2106 code for a protein of 545 amino acids.
ACAAAUGCACCCAGGCGAUUUCGUCUUAUCGUAGACUAGAGAGUAUUCGGAGACAUUUAACAAUGGAAUAAUUAAGUCUAAAUAAUCGAAAUUCUGACUGUUGUAAGCGACAACUAGCUAAUUUGUACCAUGUGCUUAUCACAAAAUUAAUUAACAGUGAACUGUCACACUUGAAGUAAUGUUUGUAUAAUUAUUUGCUCAAAAUGCAUUUAUUUUUAAAUACAUAUAUCUAAUUUGUUAAAAUUUAAAAUGUAAAAUAGUAUUUAUCUUAGGAGUAUAUAUAGCGAUUCAAGUGAAAACUAUGUUAUAUUUGUUGCCACAUCUCCAGGCAAACAGUUUCAUAACAAUGGGUUUGAAUGAGUUUCGUGUAUUAUUCUGCUGGGUGUUGAUAUUAUUAUCGAUUGUGACGGUUGCUUACAGUAAACCUGUAAAUGACGUAAUGAGCGAAUAUUGAACUAAAUUACCAAGAUGCUGGGCGGAAGCGUACUGUGGUUCCGUCAUGGGCUGCGACUACACGACAACCCUGCAAUGCACAGCGCACUCCAGGAUCGCAGCGUGCCGUUCUUCCCGCUGUUCAUCUUCGACGGAGAGACGGCUGGUACAAAACUGGUGGGCUACAACCGCAUGAGGUACCUUCUGGAAGCUCUGGAGGACCUGGACAGCCAGUUCAAGAAGUUUGGCGGUAGGCUGAUCAUGAUCAAGGGGAAGCCGAGCCACGUGAUCCGACGGCUUUGGGAGGAAUUCGGCAUCCGCAAAGUGUGCUUCGAGCAGGACUGCGAGCCGGUGUGGCGGCCGCGUGACGACAGCGUGAAGAGCAUCUGCCGCGAGAUCGGCGUCACGUGCCACGAACACGUCUCUCACACGCUGUGGGAGCCAGACACCGUGAUAAGAGCUAACGGGGGGAUACCCCCGCUCACUUAUCAGAUGUUCUUGCACACGGUAGCGACCAUUGGCGACCCGCCGCGGCCGGUCGGAGACUUGGACCUCCUCGGCGUCAAGUUCAGCACUCUGCCCGAAUGUUUCUACCAGGAGUUCACAGUAUUUGAUAAGACGCCAAAACCCGAGGAUCUUGGUGUGUUCCUGGAGAACGAGGACAUCCGCAUGAUCCGCUGGGUGGGGGGCGAGACCACCGCCCUGAAACAGAUGCAGCAACGACUCGCCGUCGAGUACGACACCUUCUGCAAGGGCUCUUAUUUACCAACUCAUGGGAAUCCGGACCUGCUUGGACCUCCGAUAUCAUUGAGUCCGGCCCUGCGCUUUGGUUGCCUCUCUGUUAGAAAGUUCUACUGGGCGGUGCAGGAUCUAUUCCGCCAGGUCCAUCAGGGACGUCUUACUUCCACUCAUUUUAUAACAGGUCAGUUGAUAUGGCGCGAGUAUUUCUACACGAUGAGUGUGAACAACCCUAACUACGGACAGAUGGCGGACAACCCUAUCUGCCUCGACAUCCCGUGGAAGAAUCCUGAGGGCGAUGAACUGGAAAGAUGGGCGGAGGGUCGCACCGGGUUCCCGUUCGUGGACGCGGCGAUGCGCCAGCUGCGCGCCGAGGGCUGGCUGCACCACGCCGUGAGGAACACCGUCGCGUCCUUCCUCACGCGCGGCACGCUGUGGCUCUCGUGGGAGCACGGCCUCAACCACUUCCUCAAGUACUUGUUGGACGCGGACUGGUCGGUGUGUGCGGGUAACUGGAUGUGGGUGUCGAGCAGCGCGUUCGAGGCGCUGCUGGACUCGGGCGAGUGCGCUUGCCCGGUGCGGCUGGGCCAGCGGCUCGACCCCAGCGGCGAGUACGUGCGGCGCUACGUGCCCGAGCUGGCGCGCGUGCCCGUCGAGUACAUCUACGAGCCAUGGAAAGCACCACUGGACGUCCAGGAGCGUGCCUCGUGCAUCAUCGGCAAGGACUACCCUGCGCCCCUUGUCAAUCACGUAGUCGCUGCCCAGAGAAACAGGAACGCUAUGAAGAGGUUAAAGCGGUCGAUAGGCGGCCGACUAGACAAGGACAAGUGGUUCAGUAUAGUCGGGGAACUACGUCAUAUCCUGCAAAAGGCGCCGCCACAUUGCUGCCCCUCUUCUGAAGAUGAGAUUCGACAGUUCAUGUGGCUUAACGAGUAAAACAUUUAUCCAGUAUUUAGAUAGCAUUUUCAUCUAUCACAUGUUUUUGAUAAUUCGUGAUUUAUAAAUGCUAAUUGGGUAUUUUGUUGUACUUGUACCAUUUAUACCUGCAUAUCCAUACCUAAUUGGAAAAAUGUUUAGAUUUUUAAAGUAGUGACUUACUACACAAAGGAAGGCCUGGGGCAAAUUGACGGAAAUUUAUUGCCAAUGCAAAAUUCAGUGACGUAUUGUUUAGGUCACAAUAAGAUUAUUUUCUUUAUGAAAUAAACUAUAUUUAAAUAGCUUGAAUACGCAGCCUGUGCCUCAAGGAAUCGGUGCUAAUCGGUUUUUCUCUCGUGUCGGGGCCUUUAAAAUUUUGCCGAUAUGCCACCCUAUAGCUACGCCCCUGUGGAAACUCAUGCUACGUCAAAUAUAUUGAAAAUUUUAUCGUAUUAUAAACUCAAUUCGUAAGUUUGCUUUCAUAAACCAUGCAGUAAAUAUUGUUCUCUGCGAAGCGGAGUUGCGUCAAGAAGAGCUUAUGAAUCAAAAUCAAGCUUGGAUUCUCGAUGACCAGCAUUUCAAUAAAUCUUCCCGGUGUGUUAUAUAGGCCCUGUAUUAUAUACUGUCCCACUGCUGGGCACGAGCCUCCUCUACUACUAAGGGAUUAGGCGUCUCGGUGAUUAAACAGCAAAAUUUUUUUUCUAUGCUGGUUGCGCAUAAAAAAAAAAUAAUCAGUAAGAUUCACUGUAAAUCACGAAUUGUCAUCGUGUGAAUAAGCUCUUGAUCUGUUUUAAUAUUCGUAACAUCGGUGUUUAGUUUAAUAUUAAAGUUAAUGUCAUACAGUAAACCCAUGAUGCAUUUAACUAAAAUAAAGACGUGUAUUAAUUGUUCAGUUUAAUGAAAUAAUUCUACAACAGGCACUUGAAUGAGCAACAAUAUAGAGCCCCAGUAUAAACUGAACUGUAUCCACGUUUAGUCAUUGUAACGCAUAGGAAA